AUGGGGUGUUCCACAUCUACAGUAUCUCCUGGAGAAGAAGGGAAAGCAAAGGCUAUCACGAAAGACAAAAAUACAUUCAAAGAUAAAAAGCAAAUUGUAGCUAAUGGACAUGCAGAAGCGACAACAGAGUGGAGCAAGCAAACUAUCGAUAACAACGGAAAUAAGUUGAAUUCAUUAUCACAAACACCAGUUCCCAAAAGUGUGGCAUUCGAUGUUACCCUUGAUGGUCUCGAUGCUGCAUUAGGCGGCAAGAAACGACCUCAGAAACUACAAACCCUGGAACCUCUUAGUGUUCCAAAGUUAACAGCCGAACAGCUGCAGGAGAAACAGAGGCUUGCAGACGAAAAGAGAGAAAAGCUGAAACAGAGGAAAAUCAGUGCAUCCCAGAAGUCCUCUAGACGGCGGCGUCAAUUGCUGGAGGCUCGUGAAUUUGAAACGAAAAUUCUCAAUGAACAAAACAAGGUCAAGACUAUGCAGAACUUGGAUGAUGAUGUCGAAGUGGACAAAGAUACAGAGUUCCACACUGCCGACAUGUGGCGUGGCACCCCUGACAGAACACACCAUCUCGACGACGACGAGGACUUAGAAUACAGUCCGCAGAAAAGGGUGGGAGGACAAGAGAGGCCAGCAGGAAGUGCCAGCACAGUGGACAGUUAUGACGCUGCAUUUAUGAGAAGCAGCACCAAAGAAAUACAGAAGUUACAGCCAAUCCACAACCUUGGCAACAACGUACAUGUUAUGAGUGACGACUUCUUUGACUCUUGA
Molecule: messenger RNA, 765 nt
Organism: Candidula unifasciata
Lineage: Eukaryota; Metazoa; Mollusca; Gastropoda; Stylommatophora; Geomitridae
Source: the annotation of a GenBank genome assembly